CUCGUUUAGGAUCUGGGGAAAAUGCAAUGUUAAUUAAAGUGUUUUUAAGUGGCCCAUACCAGCAGCUACCAUGCUACCUUGAUACCAUUUUUCAUGAUCUGAUGGUCAUUCACAAUUGUAUCCCUAUCCUGUCUAAGUCCCUAAUCUAUACCUACCAACUCAAUCGGCUCUAGCGUUGACUAUACUUCCGCAUGACUUCUCAGCCGCAGCUGAACCUCUAUACCCUCUUCACUAUGUUAGAAAAAUACCAUCUCGCGAUAUGUCUUGGACUUUGUUUUUGAUUAAAUACAACUAAUAAUCUGAUUAUAUGUUGCCCAAGUAAAAGAUAAUAUUUAGUUAAGACCCCUUGGCCAUAAUGACCGAAUCACAACUAGACGGCGAAGUCAACCUAUGCGACUUCUGCCGCUCAGUCGACUGGGCACAAAUAACAACUAGCCUCUUCAACCCUCACAAAGCCGCCCUCGAAAACGGGCAGCUCAAAAAUGGCGAGCACAAUCUCGGGACAAUCCGUACAGCAGCAGCAAUCUGCGAUCUAUGCAACCUGAUCUCAGGCGGCUCCCACAACUUAAAGCCAUGGUGGCCCGUCGCAGAAUUUCUCGACCAGCCAGACCGUCUCACAUGCGCCUUCUGGAGCAGCCGGAACCGGCUCGGGUCCUCGGUGCUCUCGACCAAGCUGUCGCAGGUAGAUGCGCUGCUGGACACGUUUUUCGCGGGUGAGAAUCCGGGGUACUCUUCCACGAAUAUAAUUAUCCAGGACUUUUACGACUCGCUUGAGCGACGGGGUGUCUUUCUAGAUGCUGACAAGGCGGGUGGUGAUGGGAGGAGGAGGAAUAAUAGCUUGAAUAAGUUGUUCGUGCUGGUUGGGAUUAGCCCGGUUAGGUGGACGGCGCAGACGUUCUUGCAGUUGCAUCCGUGUUUGUAUCCGAUGCCGAGUGUGGAUGAUUAUGUGGCGGUGGAGGAGCCGUUCUCAGUGUUUCCGUCGGGGAGGGUUGUGAAGCCGGAGGUUAAUGUUGGGUUGCUUAGGAGGUGGUAUGAGACGUGCCUUGAGAAGCACGGGGCAAAGUGCAGUCUGCCUCCCUGGCUCGCGCCAGAUACAUCGUGGCCCGCAAACUUUCGGCUCAUCGAUGUACGCCGGCGAUGUCUCGUUGACGCGUCAGAGCCGUGCCCCUAUUUCGCGCUCAGUUACGUAUGGGGCGACGAGAUAAUGCCCUUCCAAACAAACCUGUCGAAUGUUGAGGAAAUGAAAACACCAGAUUUUCUCAGGAGUCAAUCCUUACCGAAGACUAUCGUGGAUGCGAUAGAAUUGACUAGGCAGAUGGGCGUAGAGUUCCUCUGGGUUGAUCGACUGUGUGUCAUCCAGGAUUCCGAAGCUGAUAAAAUCGACCAAAUUCCUCAGAUGGACCUCGUCUAUUCAAGGGCGGAAUUAACAGUUGUCGCAGCAUGCGGCACAGCGACUGAUGGGCUUACGGGAAUCAACGGCACAACCCGUAUUAUCAACCAGCGCACAGCGCGUGUCGCUAAAGAUCUAACCCUAACAGAUGUCUUUCGCCUCGACAAAGAGUACCAGGAUAGCCGGUGGAAGACACGGGGAUGGACAUUCCAAGAGGGUCUCUGCUCUCGCCGGACUCUCAUCAUUGCUUCCGAUCAAGUAUUCUGGAGCUGCGAGACUUCCAAAUGCUGCGAGACCAUUGCCUUCGAGGCCUUUCCCACUGCCGUCGCCCCCAACGACCUCAUUUACUCGGUGCUAUCCGGUCACGAAGUCUUCGGGGAAUUUGGCGGCGGCAACAAUUUCGCAUACAGCGAGCUAAACUCGAUGAUCAAGGGAUACUGUAAUAGAAAGCUUACCGUGCAAGCAGAUGUCUUGGAUGCGUUUUCAGGGGUACUAAAGAGAGUCGGGGUUAAUACGGGACACGAGUUCCACUGGGGCCAUUCUGUCUCGACAAGAUUUGACGAGGGCUUGGCUUGGAACAAUAUCGUCUGGUAUCGAGAUCAUGAAUGGGAGUCACAUGAACUUCCAGAGCGGCGACGGGAAUUGCAUCGUGUGAUAUCGAGUGAUGGGACGGUUAAUAGGGUACAGUUCCCUAGUUGGUCUUGGCUCGGGUGGAAUCACAUACUAGGGGUGAACCGCGCCGCGCCACGGCAGGUUGUGCUAGAGCCGGAAUUGAAUAUUAUGAAGCUUAGUACGGACGGAAAAGCGGCUCCGUUGUGUUCUAUAUCGAACGAGAAAACAUUUGAGUCCGUAUCGAAGAUCGACAUGUGCGGUGUUGAUAAUACGACUUCGGCGGGCUGGAAGGGAAACACGACGAUCGACCCUAGCUUAUUACACCAGAACACCGAAGACGGAGAUUUCAAGGAUUCGGGUCGUCUUCUCUUUUGGACGAGCCAUGCGGUGCUAAUCUUGGAAGAAAAUAAGAUAUAUAAUGACAAAAAAGAGGAGGUUGGCGAACUAAACCCCUUCCUACCCUAUCAGGCACCCAAACUCUCCGGCAAGCAUUCGUUUAUUGUAGUGUCGCGAAAGCACAACGAUAAUAGUCUCAAGGUUCUCAAGGCGGAGAGAAAACUUAAUGUCUUAGUCGUAGAGUGGGAUGACCCUGUUAGGCGUGUUGCUUCGCGGGUUUGUACGGGUGAAGUUAACGAAGAGGCUUGGGUUGGACUUGUGGAAGAACGAGAGUGGAUAUUAGUGACGUUGGCAUAGUCUGUGAUAUACAUUUCAACUUGUUUAAGGCAAGGCAUGGUAUUUGAUUAAGUGUAUAUGUUCCCAUGGGCGUCUCCUGGCUAGAGUAGCAAUAUCGUGAUAUUUUACAAUUAGGCAGCCUAUGUCGUAAAGAUACUGGAGUAGACAACUAAACUGACAGUAAGUAUAUUUAAAAAGUAAAAAAAGCAAAAACGAAAGACUCAUGAGAGGUAAAAAGAGAAAAGAUGAAAAAAGAAAAAGAAAAAAAAA
This is a messenger RNA of Daldinia decipiens, 2944 nucleotides long. RefSeq names its product HET-domain-containing protein. Bases 356 to 2695 code for a protein of 779 amino acids. The transcript has a single exon. The record is from RefSeq and is a predicted model, not a curated record. NCBI's taxonomy places the organism in Eukaryota, Fungi, Ascomycota, Sordariomycetes, Xylariales, Hypoxylaceae.